This is a messenger RNA of Malassezia pachydermatis, 1893 nucleotides long. Its product is annotated as pkinase-domain-containing protein. Gene Ontology annotation, cellular component: cytoplasm. Gene Ontology annotation, biological process: protein phosphorylation; intracellular signal transduction. Bases 1 to 1893 code for a protein of 630 amino acids. The record is from RefSeq and is a predicted model, not a curated record. Gene Ontology annotation, molecular function: ATP binding; protein serine/threonine kinase activity. The transcript has 2 exons. Lineage: Eukaryota; Fungi; Basidiomycota; Malasseziomycetes; Malasseziales; Malasseziaceae.
AUGCACCGCCUCACCAACGCCCAAGUUGCUGUGAAACAGAUUCCCAAGCAGCAUGUGGCCAGUCUCACACGGGAAAUUCACCAUCAUCGAAGGCUUCAUCAUCCAAAUGUGCUUCAGCUCUAUGAAGUCAUUCAGACUGAGUCGUACAUUUGGAUGGUGACUGAGCUGUGCACGACGGGAGAACUCUAUGACUACCUUGUCGAACGUGGAACGUUGUCCGAGCCUGAAGCGCUCCGUAUAUUCGGUCAGAUAUGCCUAGGCGUAGGCUAUAUUCAUGAACAGGGUAUUGUUCAUCGCGAUCUAAAACUGGAAAAUAUUUUACUGGAUGCCGAUCUCAACGUGAAGCUCAGUGACUUUGGGUUUACGCGAGCGUACGAGGAGCGACAAUGGCUAUCUACCCAGUGUGGCACCAUGGCCUAUUCAGCUCCAGAAAUGCUUGCGGGCAUCCGAUAUCAAGGUCCUCCCGUGGAUAUUUGGUCCUUGGGCGUGAUCCUGUACGCGCUACUUUGCGGGUACUUGCCUUUCGAUGAUGACAACGAAGCUAUCAUGCAGUACAAAAUCGUAAAGGAAGACGUGGAUAUACCUGCUACAUUGUCGGACGAGGCACGCCAUCUGCUCUCCUUGCUCUUGCAAAAAGACCCUGCUGAGCGACCGUCGCUUCCCACUAUAUUGCUGCAUCCCUGGUUCCACACUUCCGCAGCAGCGGCCGGCUCAGUCAACUUUCAUGCACUCUUGUCGCAAUCGGAUACACCAGCGUGGGAGAGUCCCUUGGCACAGCAACUCUGCGCUGCAAUGCGUGAUCUGGGUAUGGCUGUGGGGCAGAUCCGACACAGUGUUCUAACCAACGCUUGUGAUGCAUCUGGUGCUUUGUGGUGGCUGCUGUAUAAGCAGGCUCAGCGGCACUCAUCGAAUUCUACGGACGAUAUGAAUCUGAGUGCUAAAGAAGGGGAGCGUGUGUUGAGUCCAUCUCCAUCCAUGGACGGGUAUAUUUCUCCCACAGAAUCAACUUCACGUCGCAUGUCCAACAUCUCUCUUACUCAUCCACCCACCUCAGAGGAGCAUCGGUCUGAAUCCCGUAUCUCUGUGAUCGAUUGGGAGCAUAAAGUGUCUCAAUCCUCCUCCUCGUCGUCGGAUGCGUUGGCAUCCUUGGCGCCUAUAGCCAAGACAGUGCCGUGGGACGCAGGCUUGCCUAUGCGCCGGAUAUCCUCGCACAAGCUUCCGCAGCCUUUUCUGCCUAACGCAUUGGCCCCCUGCCCCCGCACCGACGACCUUCCUGCCAUUCAUCGCGGUCCCACAAUCCGCCGCUCGUCGUCGAUUCUCAGCCGUAUCUCUCUCACCGAUUUUGCCAGUCAACCACCUACUCGUCCCAGCAGCGCUUUAGGACGGCGUCUAUCUGUAAGCAGUACAGGCUCGACGAUCUCUGGGCGGUGUGCCAGCCAUGAUACCAGCACUGCUCAUGUCUUACGCACACCUCGACGCUGUCGCAAGUCGGAGUCCAACGUGCCUGCACAACGCAUUCUUUCCACCCCUAAACUGCACAGCAGUUUGUCAGCGCGGCUCCCUCAAGCAGCGAUAUCAUGCGAUAUCCAAGGACGACCUGUAUCACUGAAUGACAAGACGAUUGCUGAGUGGCAAAGUCAGCUUGCCUUCCAUACGAAGACCACUAAAAGUAUGCCGGCCUCGCCUGUUUUGCAUACGUCUGUGCACCGAGCUCGGCGAAGUAAGUCGCCGUUCGGGUUUUCCAUGCCUCCUGGAACGCCUACGGAGCCUCGGCAACGACCUCGGCUUCCCAAGAAGCAUGAAGAGCCAAUGCCCACCACAGAAUCCCGUCGCUCUUCCGAUCUGCUCUGGUCGGACGACGAUGAUUGGAUUGACGAGGAUGCGCCUUACUGA